AAAAAGGGCAGAGGAGAGAUUAAAAGACUAGUCACCUCAAGUAGAGCGAAUCGAGAGAGUGUGAGAAAGAGGAGAGCGAUGGCGAUGGCGAGAGAUAUUGAUGUAGUGGAGAUUGUGGAGGACGACGGUGAAGACAAGGAGUGCGAGGACUGGUGCUUCAUCUGCAAAGACGGUGGAAGCCUUAUGCUCUGUGACUUCAAGGACUGUCCAAAAGUUUAUCAUGAAAGUUGCAUAGCAAAUGAAAGCCCAGCAAGCAAGAUUGGAGACUCGUUGAUCUGCAUGUGGCACAGUUGCUACUUGUGUAGGAAGACACCAAAGCUGUGGUGCUUUUGUUGCCCACAUGCUGUCUGUGAAGCCUGUGUUACUCAUUCUGAGUUCAUUCAACUUAAAGAGAAUAAAGGGUUAUGCAAUCAAUGCCAGGAGUAUGUCGAUACUUUAGAAGAAGUUAAAUUAUAUGCUGCUGCUGGGGAUAAGCUUAACUUGAAAGAUCCGGAUACAUACGAGUGUCUGUUUCUUGAGUAUUGGGAAAUAACAAAAGAGCAAGAAGAUAUAACCUUUGACGAUGUCCGCGAUGUCUGUGCUUCAAAGCCACAAAAGAAAGGUGUCAAGACAAAGUACAAAGAUGAUUCCAAAUUUUCGCUUGGUGAUGUCCACACUUCAAAGUCAAGAAAGAAAGGCGUCGCUCUGAAGUACAAAGAUGAUCCCAAAUUUUCACUAUCUGACCCCGCGGUUGAGGAUGCAGAAAAUCAUAAAACGGUGGGCUAUAAAAAGAAAAUGGAGUAUGACAGAUGGGGUUCAAAGCCCCUGAUUGAUUUCCUAACGUCCAUAGGGGAAGACACCAGAGACGCCAUGUCACAACAUAGUGUAGAGUCAGUUAUCCGCAGGUAUAUUCGUGAGAAAAACCUGCUUGAUCGUGAGAAGAAGAAGAAAGUUCAUUGUGAUGAGAAGCUGUACUCUAUCUUCAGGAAAAAGUCUGUAAAUCAGAAAAGGAUUUAUACACUUUUAACUACUCACUUGAUAGAAAACCUCGAUCAGGUGGAGAAUUUCACACUGGAACAUGGCUUCGGUGAAAAGCACUUCAGUGAAAAGAAUGAAAAGGUUUUAAUGCCGUGCAAGAAGCAAAAAACAGAGAAGUCAGACGAGGAAACUUGUGAAAAGGAAGUGGAACCUGAAAUGCGGGCAACUGGUUUCGCAACGAUCAAUGUGGAUAAUAUAAAGCUUGUUUAUUUACGAAAGAGCUUAGUCGUAGAGUUAUUGAAGCAGAAUGAGAGUUUUGGGGAUAAAGUGGUGGGAAGCUUUGUGAAAGUGAAGAAUGAUCCUAGGGACUUUAUGGCGUACCAGAUCUUGCAGGUUACAGGCAUUGGGACUGCUGCUGACCAGAGUGAGGACGUGCUUCUUCAUGUUGCUGGCAUGGCAAGUGGUGUUAGCAUUUCCAAGUUGGAUGAUUCUGACAUAAGCCAGGAAGAGAUUAAUGAUUUGAAACAAAAGGUGAUGAAUGGACUUUUGAGACAGCUAACUGUUGUGGAGAUGGAGCAGAAGGCUAAGGCUCUCCAUGAUGAUAUAACAAAACAUUGGAUUGCAAGACAGCUUAACAUUCUGCAGAAACGCAUCAACUGUGCCAAUGAGAAAGGAUGGAGAAGAGAAUUAGAGGAGUAUCUAGAGCAGAGAGAACUUCUCGAAAAGCCUUCAGAGCAGGAGAGGUUAUUAAGAGAAACUCCAAGGAUCACAGAGGACUUCAUCGAGAUAAAACAAGAACUGGAUAGCAGCAAACAAGGGGAUAUCAGCGGUCUGUCUCCCGAAAAUGUGAUAGCUAUCGACUAACCAAGAUUAUGCAGCAUCUCUAGAAAGAAGAAGAUGAAUGCUGUUGUACAUCUUACUUUAAUGUUCUUUUUGGCUGGAAUAUUAAUGUUCUCUUCCAAUAGAAACUCGGCUAAUAUCUUGAAGCUCUUCUUUUGGAACUUAGUAGCGUUUGCAGAAACAGGAAGCUAACUUGGUUUUGUAUGAUGGUCAUGUACGUAGUAGCAUCAAAGUGACAUGGCAUGUUUAAUUUU
Messenger RNA from Capsella rubella, 2051 nucleotides. RefSeq lists its product as uncharacterized. NCBI's taxonomy places the organism in Eukaryota, Viridiplantae, Streptophyta, Magnoliopsida, Brassicales, Brassicaceae. The coding region runs from base 79 to 1821 and encodes 580 amino acids. The record is from RefSeq and is a predicted model, not a curated record. Gene Ontology annotation, molecular function: DNA binding. The transcript has 9 exons.